Messenger RNA from Porites evermanni, 3579 nucleotides. Lineage: Eukaryota; Metazoa; Cnidaria; Anthozoa; Scleractinia; Poritidae. The record is from the annotation of a GenBank genome assembly.
AUGAUUUCUUUUUUGGUGGCUGCUGUUGGUGCAAUAGGUGCACUCCUACUCACUGACAAAGCAGAGGACGAUCAAGGUACGUCAUCAGGUUAAAUCUCAUGACAAGGAUGCAAGUAUCGAGUAUCGUUUCGGAGUAUCGAGUUCCUUGGAAAUUCUGAGCUAUUCCCACAACUCGCAUUCUUUCCUAUUGUAAGUAAUGCAAGGCAAAUGAAUUUCAAUUUUUCAAAAAAUCGAACACUUACUUAUGUAUUGAGAUCCCUAAUAAAUCAAGAAACAGGAAAGGAAAGGAGAGAAAAGAAAUAAGCCAGAAGCCACUAACGCUAAGCAACUUUUAAAAUCUCAGCUCCGUCCUUAUUACCCGCCUGAUCAACUGGAUGAGGCCCUUAAACUAGAUUAACUUAGACUUAUUGCUACAUUAACACCCAACAUCUUUUCUCAAUCUAUCCCUCAGGAUACUUGGCAGGGAAAAUCUUCAUGUCUAUGGUGGUUGCCAAGUUUAGCAUUGAGAUUGCAUUUUCGUUGGUGUAUAUUUACUCUGCGGAGCUGUUUCCGACAACUUUAAGGUGAGAGACUUUACUAUAUCGCUCUCGGUUUUUGAUGCCUUAAUUGCUUUAGAGUCGUGGCUGAUAACCAAAACAUUUUGCCACGAGUAUUUUCGUUCUACAGCUAUUUUGCUCAUGCAACGAGACACUACAGAAAAGAUAAUAUUCAUAACAAAAUUUGAUGGCCAACUAUAAAUCUCUGCAUCUCAAAUUUACCUUAUAAACCAAACAAAUUAGCAUAACAGCUACAGUUUUGCAUUAACGGUUCAAACUUGUUCUUUCGUUUUUCUCAGGAGUGUUGGCAUGGGAACAUCAACAGCAUCAGCUCGUGUGAGCGCUUUUGCUGCUGCUUACGCGCCUCUUUUGGUAAGUGACCACCCCGAUUGUCCUUAUCGAUUGGGCCUAGGGGAAGGGCCCUUAGGGAACUUGUGCAAUUUUAGCGGCCACCGCCGCCGUCGUUGCUGCAUAAGCUCCCUUUUGACUCUCGUUCCAAAACAAUAAGAAGCCAAGGAUAUUCCGAGUUGCGAGAGCUAAUCAAAACGUGCGAAAACUAAUUUCUGUCCACUGAUUUGGUAAAUACCAGGAGCCUAAUACUUAUAACUUGUAGCUAAAUCUUAAUGCCUCGACUGUUACAAAGGUUUUACAUGCAUUUUGAUGGCUCAAUUAUUUUUUACUAGUAAUAGGACCGGCUCUCAGCGACAUUUCAGGUGAACUCAACGUUCGUUUCACCUUUCUUUUUCAGCUCACCGUUCACCGUUUCUUGCCGUUUGGAAUAAUGGCUGGCCUCGCAGUUGCAGCAGCAAUUGCAGUUAUGACUGCACCUGAAACCCAUAACCAACCCACCUUGGAAAAUUUGUGCCUCGAUCAAAAUGAUGACGAUAAAAACAACAAAAAUGCUGAUAAUGUAGACAGCGAGAAAAGCACCUUGAUGUAAAUUACCUCCUCACUUCAAAUAUAUGUUUUUAAACCUGCAUGUUUAAACCUGUUUAAAAAAUAAGCUAAGGCUCUAGCACAUUUUCCUACGCUUAUAAUUGCUGUAUUAACGCGAGCCUACUGUACUCGUUUUUCAAUGACGCGGAAUGGCGACCAGGUUGCGACCAAGUACAAUGUAGCAAUCAAUCAGGAAUUACACUCUUCUAAGUAAACGAGAAGGAAUAAUCGGGAGAAAGGAUAUGAAACAAGGCGAAUUUACUUUUUGUUAAAGAGCGACGUUUUCACUACCGCUGUAGCCGUCAUGGAACUUCCUACUUGAGGUUGAUUGACGUGUGGCGGGAAAAAAUACUUCCUGUCACAGUGUUAGAGGCUUUCGUAGUCUUUUCUUAAGGUAGAGAGCCCACCGCGCGGUUGUACAAAUACUCAUGACUCUUAGCCAGCCCCACCUGAACUCGAGCCGAGCGUGGCACGCGACAUAAUGUCCCGCCAUCAAAGGAAGUCAGAUGUCAUUUGACGUUUUAAUGUAGACGUCAGCCGCGUCACUUGGACGUGCACGAUCCAUGGAAAGGCCAACGGUCGCUCGUAGUGCUCUCUCUCCCUUGGUAGCGUAGCGUCCGGCCUGGAGAAACCAUUGCUCGCAGAGCAAAGUUUUGGUUACGUGGUAAGAAAGCAAUAUUUAGCUGUCCAGUCAAUCUAGAGUUUAUUUCAAUAUUAUUCUGUUUUCUGGUCCAACAAAGAUCGGGCUACAAUUCAUGUACUACUGCUUGAAUGGACCUUAUUCUGUUAAAACUGAUGUAGUAACUAGGCACUGUGUAGUGCCAGAAAAUAUCCUUACCCUCCCCACGUAGGGCAUUUUUGCUUUAGACCCCCCACCCGCCUGGAAUUUCCAUUCCAGGGGGUGCCUGUCAGACCCUACCACCCCCUGCAUUUCCGUAAUUUUCCAACUUGGUUAGGCACCCCCUUGAAAGAAUAUUUCCAACAAAAAAGCUGUUGCAUUAUACUAUUAGGCGAAAGAUAAUUGUUGAUAAAGUGAGGAAAAAUAUUUUUAUUAGCGUGAAAACGGUGUCUAAUAACCUCAAUUUUGCCUUGUGAAGGUUUUCCUUUAGUUAAUAAUUAAGUCAUUGAGAAACAUGGAGGGGAUACCGUACAAGAGAAGACUACUCAAGUUGCCCUGUGGAUGACCGAACAGUUGUUAUAGUUAUUGUGUCGUUGGGCGCCCCUGUCAACUAUCGCCUAACGCUUCCACUACUUUCUUUACCCAUAUAGUUUUAUUUUUCAGUUUCACUCUCGGCCAUUUUGCCAUGUUCUGAGUGUGCGCUUUAGUACCGGUCUUGAGACUGAAACUUGGUGGCUCGUCAGAAAUUCAUGAUCAGAACUCUUGAAAAGAAAGUCUCCGACCAUAACUUUGUCUCUGUCAUCAGUGAAACGGAUAUUGAGGCUGUAUCCGCUUCUGGGCCCGUUUCUCGAAUGUCCCGAUAACUAACGGCCCCCUAAAGCUGUUGUUGUUUACAUGCAAGACAGAAAUUUCAGUAAUUUUGCAUCUAACAUGAUAAAAUUAUCAGUUAAUGAAAAAUAGGGAGUAUUUUGCUAGCCAAAACCCGCGCCCCACUUAUUCCUUUUAUUUCGAUUUGAAUAUUUGAUUUCGGGCCUGAAAAGUUUUAGGGACUUUGGAUAAACGGGCCGGCUGGUCCGUUGUCUAAGGCCUCAAGAAGGGAAUUUACUGGAAAAGUAACCUUUUAAAGCGUCCUUUAAACGUGAAUUUGAAGACGUCAGGGCCUAACCCAUUGGUAAACACGUCUGAUUCCAGCUUUUUAACUUGCUGUAUCUGCGGUAUAUUAUCUUAGUGUCAGGUUUUUUAAAAGCUUGUUUGAGAAGCCCAGCAUGCAUGCUAUAAGGAGGAAAUUGUCUAAUAUGCUUUAGCGCAUCCUUUGGUAAAGGAAUGAGAGAGGAACAGGUCAGCGUUCUAGACCCCAGGUUUCCUUCAUUGUAUACAGCUGUUUCGAGAAAGGUUGUCGGGAAAAGUGCACGCGAAAAUCCUGAAAGGCAUUGUGGGUGGUUUUGAGUUCUCUUUUUUUCAAAGAAAUUUGAAAGAAUUGGCACGAAA